UCGAGAGGGAGUGAAUGGCGCCGACCUCGAGGCUGGCAAGGGAGUUUGGCUCUUAUUAAAGGGCUUGUAAACCUAAGAAUAUCUUGGUUGUUUAGAUGGACUGAGUCAUGUCCUAGCCUGCCCCUCCUUUAUCUGAGUCUUCGGGAUGUUGCCAGCGAGAUAAAAGGAAGCUGUUUGGGAUAAAAGUGAAUGCCAAUGCUGCCGUAUCAGAACCACCUGCAAGCCACUGGUUGAGAAGUGAUGGCUUAUUUUGUCUGCUGUGAUGCACCAGUAUGGUGAUGGAACCUGUAUAUGAAAAAUAAAAAUUGGUGUUCAAAGGUAAAAGAUAUGGCAGAACCACUCCUAAAGAAAGCAAGGCAGGAAUGCUCUCAAGAACUCUGCCCUGAACGGACAAGUCUUCUGAAUCCACAGAUGAUUAGAAGAGCAAUUUUGCAUGAUGUGAAUGAACCCUUAGUGUUCAAGGGCUACCUUAAGGGAAAGUGGAAGUGUUUAGAAUGGGAGGUCAAAGACUGGGGUAGAGUCCUUGGGGAUGACAACCUCAUGUUUCGCGUUGGUGCAAGGGUUAAGGAGGGUGACCAGCUAAAGUCUCCACAGUGGGAGACAGAGUGCAUGAAGUUGUCCAUGAGAUAUUGUGACUUUUUAGAGUGGAUAAAAGGUCAGAAGACAUUUUUGAGUCAAUGUGGGUCUCAGGUAAACUGCAGUACACAUUGGGCCUAUUUUGAUUAUUUUUACAUGAAAGAUUUAGAGCACCCAGAGCACUUAUUGGGAGCCAUAGACUGGGGUACAUUUGGCUUCACUGAGAGGGGAUUAACUGAUAGUACACUAUGGAUAGGGAGCACAGGUGCUAAUACACCAUGUCAUAUUGACACAUAUGGAUGUAAUCUUGUUGCUCAAGUAAUGGGGAAAAAGAGAUGGGUACUGUUUCCAAAGUCUCAGUCAGAAUACCUUUCACCCACACGUGUGCCAUAUGAGGAGUCAAGUAUAUACAGUGAAGUGGGCUUUCCUCGACCUGAUACUUCUUCACACCCUAGAUUGGUCUCAACUACUCCUUAUGUAGUUACACUUGAGGCUGGGGAUGUGUUAUUUGUUCCAAAUCAAUGGUGGCACUCGGUAGAAAAUAUGGAAUUUGCUGUGAGUAUAAAUACAUGGAUAGAGCUUCCUUCUGAUGAUGAAGAAAGAGUAAAGGAAGCCAUUGUGAUGCACCAGAUAGGAUCUCUGUGUCAGGGUAUUGAGUCAGUUGAUCUCAUAUCCUCAGCAUUUAACCCUAAUAUGAUGAAUAUAGCAACUAUGACCUCUACAGAUCUUCUUAAUCUCCUAGUCCAUAAAGUCUUCCAGAACAAAGACACAAAAGAAAAAGAAGAAUCUAAAAAAAGUGAUUAUGUGCAUGCUGGUGUUUUUGACUGGACAAAUAAGGAAUGGUGUCAUAAUUAUAAUAUAACCAGGGUUGAAAAAUUAUUAUUUGAAGAGUACUAUGGAAGUAAUUGUGAGGAAAAGAAGACAGAUUCUGAGAAAAGUGCAAAGAAAUGCAAAAGCUUGCCAGAUGAAAUUCAGUUUUCUCACCUAAAGCUCUUGAUAGAUGCUUUCACUGACCCACGUGUAAUUGAUCAAGUGAAAAAGAUUUUAGAUGAAAAACUCCAUAGCCCUUCAUGAUUAUUGAGCUUUAAGUUUAUUUUACAGCAUGAGCUUAGUGCUUUUAUUUCUUUGUUCAGUUUGUUUUAUAUUUUAGGAUUGCUUACCUUUUAAUUUUGUAAUACCAUUAUGUUCUUGAUAAACAUUAUUUCAUCUUACUGUAUUUAUAAUGACAUAAUUUUGUAUUCCAGCCUGUUGUGCUAAAUAAAAUGGAUGAAUCUGAA
Messenger RNA from Penaeus chinensis, 1853 nucleotides. RefSeq names its product HSPB1-associated protein 1 homolog (gene HSPBAP1). Bases 292 to 1650 code for a protein of 452 amino acids. The transcript has 3 exons. The record is from RefSeq and is a predicted model, not a curated record. NCBI's taxonomy places the organism in Eukaryota, Metazoa, Arthropoda, Malacostraca, Decapoda, Penaeidae. Gene Ontology annotation, molecular function: 2-oxoglutarate-dependent dioxygenase activity.